AAGAGGCUUUAAAAAGAACUUAAUUUAAUCUAACCUAGCUUAAUAUAACCUAAUUUGUGUUAUAAACACGUAUGUAUAUAACGGUUUUAGCUAUGAUGUUUUAGCUUAGUUUAUGUAUACUGUGUAACAUAGUGCUUCACUGUGAAGUAAAAAUAUUAGAAUUUAGAAAUGAAAACGCCCAAGGACAAAUCGAAAGAUUUCAAAAUGCUAUGGAUUCGUUUUGACGAAGACAGCUCGGACAAGCAUCAGUUAUUUUUCAAAGAGCACUCUAUAAGAAAUCAACAGCCUGAAUAUCCUAGGCAUAAAACUCUCUUUUUGUUAAAUGUGCCACCAUAUGCAACCAAUGAUAGUUUGAAAAAUGCAUUUACUGAACUUUGUGGACAAGUACAUUUUGUUACAUUUGCGAACACAAAGGGAUUCAAGACUGCAUAUAUUGUUUUUGAGAAGGAAUCUUCUUUAAAUAAAGCACUAGAACUUUCAAAUACAAGUAUAAUUACAUUGAAUAAUGAUAAAAAUCUGUGUCUUACAGGAAUAAAAAAAUGGUGUAAAGAAUAUAAUGAUUCCAUUUACAAUGAGAAAACAUUAAAACAAGAAAUAGAUGAGUAUAUGUCUGUUUAUGACAAGCAAAUAGAGGAACGUAUUGCAAAAGAGAAAACUACAGAAGAAGAUGAAGAAGGUUGGAUUACUGUAACAGGUGGAAAGAAGAGAGGGCAAUUUGCACCUUCCAGAAAAGAAUCUACUAUUGGCAAAGUACAACAAAAAGAGGAACAACGAAAGAAAAAGAACCAGUUACUUAAUUUCUAUACUUUCCAAGUUCGCGAAUCAAAGAAGCAAAAUCUAGCAGAGUUGCGAAAGAAGUUUGAACAGGACAAAAAGAGAUUACAAGAAUUAAAAGUAAAACGAACAUUUAAGCCAUUUUAAAAUGUUUUUAUAUUAAUAAGUUAUAAAAAUGUGUAAAUUU
Messenger RNA from Pseudomyrmex gracilis, 961 nucleotides. RefSeq names its product ribosomal RNA-processing protein 7 homolog A. The record is from RefSeq and is a predicted model, not a curated record. Lineage: Eukaryota; Metazoa; Arthropoda; Insecta; Hymenoptera; Formicidae. Gene Ontology annotation, molecular function: RNA binding. The transcript has 4 exons. Gene Ontology annotation, cellular component: CURI complex; UTP-C complex. Gene Ontology annotation, biological process: rRNA processing; ribosomal small subunit assembly. The coding region runs from base 169 to 921 and encodes 250 amino acids.